UAAAGAACUCUCCAACAAGCCGAACGUUGCAGUUAUGAAUAAAAGGAACAAAACGACACCCCAGCUCACUGCUACGGGUGUUGGGAGUGAUGCUUCGCAAAGCACCUUACAGGCGGGUGCCGACAGGACAGCGUCGAUUAAGCACACGGAUUCCCUCCACCAGGGGGGUAACUGGAGCAAGGAGAUUGAGGCGAGAUCCACUAAAGACAGAUCGGCACAAACUGGAUUGACCACCGAGGAACAAUCAUUGUCGUUGACUUCAUCGUCGACGGCCGUAACACCUACUAGUACCUGCAUCAAUCAACCGCCGGCUUCGGUCGACGUUGCAAAGGGUGAAAAAGCCACCACUUCGAGCGAUGCCGCGUCGGAGGACCUACUAAACAAUGCAAAAAGAAUUAUAGCGAUGGGCUUUUCUGAAGAGAGCACCACCGCCGCGCUGGAAAUUUGCGCUAAUAAUCCAGACCGUGCCGUCGAGUAUCUUCUGAACGAGAGCGUGGACGGGUUAUCAGCUAGUGCUGGUGGUGGCACGACCGGUGACGCUUGGGGUUCGCUUGAGGUUCUUCGUGAAAAUCCAUUUUUUGGGGAAAUGAUGUACCAAAUGAGAGAGCAGCCCGAUCGGCUACCUAUGCUACUGAAUAUGUUCCAAUAUAGAUAUCCGCAGCAUAUGCGGAGCAUCGCCGAUAACCCGAAACAGUUUCUGAAACUGAGCAAAGAUGCCCCGCAGACGGCACCAAUCAGCUUGCCACCAUCGCAAAGUAUUACCACCGAACUGGUUGACAGUGUGCCGUUGCCGUCUGCCACUAACGCAAUUGAUCGUCUCUCGGGUACGACAAAUGAACGAACAACGAAGCGGUGA
This is a messenger RNA of Anopheles bellator, 856 nucleotides long. RefSeq names its product UV excision repair protein RAD23 homolog B-like. NCBI's taxonomy places the organism in Eukaryota, Metazoa, Arthropoda, Insecta, Diptera, Culicidae. Bases 35 to 856 code for a protein of 273 amino acids. The record is from RefSeq and is a predicted model, not a curated record. Gene Ontology annotation, molecular function: polyubiquitin modification-dependent protein binding; damaged DNA binding; ubiquitin binding. The transcript has 2 exons. Gene Ontology annotation, biological process: proteasome-mediated ubiquitin-dependent protein catabolic process; nucleotide-excision repair. Gene Ontology annotation, cellular component: nucleoplasm; cytosol.